AUGAGCAAACUCAAGAAGACCAAGGUUGCAAAAGCAGGAUUGGGGAACAUUUCCACCUUCUUCAGUCCUUCAAAAAAGGAUGUGGAAAAUGUUGAGAGGUCGGAUGAAAGCAAUGGAGACUCCUGUUUUACCGUCAUUACGGAUUUACCUGAAGAGGAAGUAAAGAAUGGUGCAAAUAGAUGUGAUGAGGAGAAGCUUGCAGAGGAUCCAGCGACUGCAGCAAAUGUGGAUCUGAACUUACUGGACAGCAUGUUGGAUGAGAACUGGUUCACAGAGGACAUGCAGUCAAUUGAAAGCAAACCUAAAAAACUCAGAAAAGUGCCAGACCAUGUAAUCCUAUCUGCUGGAGCCAAUAACCGCUAUUGGGUUUUGGAUGUUCAAGAAAAACCUGGCUCAAAGAUCCUGACAAUCUCGAGCCAUAAAUCUCUAGAACUGACUGAGACGUGUUUGCUUAAAGAUGGGUGGGAGACAUCCCCUGUUUUGCACGGGGAUGUGAUACAUCUUGAGGGUUUCCUCGAAAACGGAUCGUGGAAAGUGGACCGGGAGCAUGGGUUUUUGGUUUUGCACCCCGACACUCUGAUCUCGGGGACCAGUAUCGCAAAUGGCAUCAGAUGUAUGAGGAGAGCUGUGCUAUGCGACAUGUUUAAGUCAUUUGAUGGUUCAAAGCAGAUGCUGAAUGGUACAAUAGUUCAUGAAGUAUUUCAAAAGGCAGCCAUGGCCAAGAACUUCUCCUCAGAGAAACUUCUCAAAUUGGGCAAUCAGGCCUUGCAAAGUCCUCUGCACUUGUCUGACAUGUACAGUCUGGGAGUAACAGAAGCAGAAAUGAGGCAGGAAUUACUGGAUUAUUUGCCUUCUCUCGAGCUAUGGGCUCGGGAUUACCUUGACGCCCACUCACCAAAAUCCAUUCCUCUCAGAAUUCCACGCUCUGGCAGAUGUCAGGACACCGCGGCCGUCACCAUCACUGAGCUGGCAGAUAUCGAGGAGAAUGUGUGGUCCCCAAAAUUCGGCUUGAAGGGAAAAAUAGAUUUGACCGCACAAGUGUCCAUCCAAAGAGCAAGAAAUACAAGUGUCCGCACGGCUGAAACAAAAACAGUUCCACUUGAACUCAAAACGGGCAAAGAGUCCAACUCCAUAGAGCACCGCAGUCAGGUGAUUCUUUAUACUUUGAUGAGCUCUGAGAGAUACAACACAGAAACUGGCUUCCUGCUUUACCUGAAGAGUGGCAAUGUGCAUCCUGUUGUAGCUGGACACAUGGAUCGCAGAGAGCUCAUAAAGAUAAGAAACACUCUGGCUCAUCAUAUUCAUCACAGCAUUGAAAAAAGUGAUGAUAAAAGUAGUCUGUGUAGUCUACCAGAGAUCGUGUCCAACAGACAAACCUGCCAGUACUGUCCCCAAAGGAGAAACUGUGCACUGUAUGAAAGAGUCCUAAAAGAUGACCCUGAGCAUUUAACGGAUGUACUUUGUGACUUUUUGGACGAAGAGAUCGGUCACAUUACUGUCCCGCACCUAAGAUACUUCUCCCACUGGCUCCUGCUCUGUUGUCUUGAGGCUGCAACUAUGGAAUCUAAAAACCGACGGAAAAAUGUGUGGCUUCAAUCCCCUGAGGAAGGUGAAAAGAAAGGCAGCUGUAUCGGUAACCUUGAGAUCUGCGGUCCAGUGGAGACAAAGUCCGAUGGGGUUUUCCUCCACCGCUUUAAGAGAAGUCUGGCAUCAGCAGUGGGUCUGGCUUCUGGAGACCGCAUCGUUCUUAGCGACCAGGAAGGACGUUUUAUUGGGUUAGCAACCGGCUACGUGUGUGAAGUUGGCAACACCUUUGUCAGCUGUACCCUGGACAGAGAUGUGUCCCAGUUCCACAGUGUUCUGUUUCGAAUGGACAGUGAUGAAGGAGUGGUGGGAUUAAACACUCACCUCACUAACAUCUCCAGGCUCAUGGACAACUCUGCUGACAGUGAUCGUUUGAGAGACCUCGUCAUUGACUUUCGGGCUCCUGAGUUCAUCUCCAACCUCAGCUCAGUUUUGCCAAGAGAAGCCAAAGACACUGUGGCCAAUAUCCUCAAAGGUCUCAACAAACCUCAAAAACAAGCUAUGAAAAAGGUUCUUUUAUCUAAAGACUACACAUUGAUUGUAGGGAUGCCCGGUACAGGAAAGACCACCACAAUUUGCACUUUGGUCCGUAUACUACACGCGUGUGGGUUCAGUGUGCUGCUGACCAGCUACACUCACUCUGCUGUCGACAACAUCCUGCUGAAACUUAAACGAUUUCAAGUCGGGUUUCUGCGCCUUGGCCAGGGACACAAGGUUCAUCCAGAUAUUCUACCGUUCACUGAAGAAAUUGCAAGAAAGAAAGUUCAAACGCUGUCCGACUUGGAGAAGCUUUAUAACAAAGAGCUGGUUGUGGCAACAACAUGUAUGGGAAUCAAACACCCAAUUUUUUCUCGCCGCAAAUUUGAUUUUUGCAUAGUAGAUGAAGCUUCUCAAAUCAGCCAGCCGAUCUGCCUUGGGCCACUGUUUUAUGCGAAACGAUUUGUCCUUGUGGGUGAUCAUCAACAACUGCCGCCAAUCGUCCAAAACCAGGAAGCAAGGUCUUUAGGGAUGGACGAAAGCCUCUUUAAACGCCUUGAGUGCUACAGUGAAGCAGUGGUACAACUAAAUGUGCAAUACAGAAUGAACAGGCAGAUCAUGUCUCUCAGUAAUUCGCUCAUGUAUGAAGGCCGCCUGGAGUGCGGCUCGGAGCGUGCCGCCUGCGCACAGGUCACACUGCCCUUCCUGCUCUCUGUCCAAUCAGAGCUCAGUUCGCACUCAAAGGACCACCCACAACAUGACCUGUCAUGGAUUCGGAAUGCACUACUACCGGACAAUGCAGUUUGCUUCCUGGACUGUUCAGUGGUUCCAGCUUUGGAGUCAGUGGAGCAAGGCGGUGUGAGCAAUCAAACAGAGGCAGAAGUUGUUCAUUUACUGGUGUCACUGCUCAUAAAGGCUGGGUGUAAACCAAGUGACAUCGGCGUGAUUGCUCCGUAUCGACAGCAGCUGAAAUCCAUCUCUGGUCUGCUUCAGUCGUCUGCUUUUGUAGAGGUGGAGGUCAAUACGGUGGACAAGUACCAAGGCCGGGACAAGAGCGUAAUCGUGCUCUCUUUUGUGAGGAGCACAACGGAGGAGGGAAACUUGGGAGAGCUGCUGAAGGACUGGCGUCGCCUGAAUGUGGCCAUCACCAGAGCGAAACACAAGCUUCUGAUGGUGGGUUCCGCCUCUACACUGCGCCGGUACGAGCCAGUGGAUAAACUACUCCAACAUCUCCAGCAAGAGAAUAUGUUGAUAAAGCUCCCUCCUGCGGCUCACAAGAGUCUUCCCAGAUUCCAACUGUGA
This is a messenger RNA of Knipowitschia caucasica, 3363 nucleotides long. NCBI's taxonomy places the organism in Eukaryota, Metazoa, Chordata, Actinopteri, Gobiiformes, Gobiidae. The record is from the annotation of a GenBank genome assembly.